Messenger RNA from Jaculus jaculus (lesser Egyptian jerboa), 948 nucleotides. RefSeq names its product vomeronasal type-1 receptor 90-like. Lineage: Eukaryota; Metazoa; Chordata; Mammalia; Rodentia; Dipodidae. The record is from RefSeq and is a predicted model, not a curated record. The coding region runs from base 1 to 948 and encodes 315 amino acids. Gene Ontology annotation, molecular function: pheromone receptor activity. Gene Ontology annotation, cellular component: membrane. The transcript has a single exon. Gene Ontology annotation, biological process: G protein-coupled receptor signaling pathway.
AUGAAUAAACACGUCACCAUCAUUGGCAUAACCAACGCCUUUCUCUCUGAAGUGGCCAUUGGAAUCUCAGCCAACACCGCCGUCCUCCUUCUGCAGGCGCUCACGCUGCAUCAGCACAGGCUCCAGGCGGUCAGCUUGGUCACUGUCCUCUUGGCUGUGACCCACACGGCCAUGCUGCUGACCACGGCCUUUAUAGCCACCGACAUUCUGGGCUCCCGGGGUUUCUGGCAGGACGUCACGUGUAAAUCGGUGCUCUCCUUGUACAGGCUGGCGCGGAGCCUUUCCAUUUGUGCCACCUGCUACCUGAGUGUCCUGCAGGCCAUCACCCUCAGCCCCAGGAGCUCCUGUCUGGCAAAGUUCAAAUGUAAAUCCCUACCUCACAAUCUGUGUGGCUUUCUCGUCCUGUGGGUCUUCUAUAUGUCCUUGAGCGGUCACUUCUUAAGCCUCAUCGCUGCCACACCCAAUGUGACCUCAGAGAUGCGUGUAUUUGUCACCAAGUCCUGUGCUCUUUGGCCCUUGGAUUAUUUCCUCCGACACUUCCUUUUCGUACUGGUUGUCUUCCGGGACACUGUCCUGAUGGCGCUCAUGUCUCUGUCCAGCGGGUACAUGGUGAUUCUCCUGUGCGGGCACCAGCGACGGGCUGGGCACCUUCACAGCGCCAGACUCUCUGCAAAAGCAUCUGCUGAACAAAGGGCCGCCCAGACGGUCCUGCUGCUCAUGAGCACCUUCGUGGUCAUGUACUUCCUGGACUGUGCUGCCUCCUUGUCGAGAGUCAUGUGGAAUAAUGACCCAGUUUAUCGCUGUGUCCAGCUGCUCAUGUCCAAUGGCUACGCCACCGUCAGUCCCUUGGUGUUCAUCAGCGCUGAACAGCAUACCAUUAACUUCUUGAAAUUCACAUGUGGGAGGACCGUCAAUGCUUGCUUGCUCUGUGAUGGACAGUGUUCAUGA